CGAGUCGCAAACCAUGUCUGGCAGAAGAGAAGAGCAGCGGCGCACCACUACCAAUGGAGCAUACGACCGAAAGGUGGACUAGUCCAUGGCCCUCAGCAGAUGUUCGUGUGCUCGGCCGAGAGGUUUCAAGCCAAGCGAUAUGCUCUAGCGGUGUUCUUUGCGAGCAGCUUUUUUAGAGCCAUGUCGUCCACCGCGACAAUGCCUACUGCCCUCAAGAACAACAUGAUCUGGGCGUUGUGUCAUCGCCCUACCAGAUACCGGAGCUCAGCGUAUGGUAUUGGAUACACCCUUGAGUAUGGAGGACCUGACAUUGGAGUAAGAGGAUCAUUGCUUGAGCCUUAUAUAAUGCGCCAUCGUGGAGCACUAGAUCUUGGUAUUGGCAUGAUUUAGAAGGAUGAAACAGAGCAAUUGAUGGGAUACCUGUGAGGAAAAUGUGGCUAUCACUGGUUCCGCAUGGAAAACUUGCUGUUAAAGCGUCUUUCGAGUGAGGAUAUGCAAAUACAACGGUAUCUUGGAUGAGGAGAUGAUG
Messenger RNA from Exophiala viscosa, 529 nucleotides. RefSeq lists its product as uncharacterized. The coding region runs from base 100 to 390 and encodes 96 amino acids. The transcript has a single exon. The record is from RefSeq and is a predicted model, not a curated record. NCBI's taxonomy places the organism in Eukaryota, Fungi, Ascomycota, Eurotiomycetes, Chaetothyriales, Herpotrichiellaceae.